Molecule: messenger RNA, 357 nt
Organism: Scaptodrosophila lebanonensis
Lineage: Eukaryota; Metazoa; Arthropoda; Insecta; Diptera; Drosophilidae
Product: pheromone-processing carboxypeptidase KEX1-like
Exons: 2
Coding region: 1-357 (118 amino acids)
Source: RefSeq, a predicted model, not a curated record
AUGGAACAUUUUGUUGGGUUUUCUUAUUUUGAUGUUUUAAUAUUUCCACCGGAGGAGUACGAGCCAGUGCCAAAAAAGAACGCCGACUCCGACUAUUCCGAUAUUGAGUCCGAGUUGAACUGGUACGACAGGAAGCCAAACAACAGAGACGUUGGCCGAAAAGGGAAACAGCACGAACUUGGGGUGAACAAGGAUGACGAAGACCCCGAUGAAGGGUCAGACGAUAGCGAUGACGAGUCGGACGAUAGCGAUGAUGAGUCGGACGACAGCGAUGAUGAGUCAGACGACAGCGAUAGUGAAUCGGACGAUGAGGAGGACUCAGACGACUCCGAUAGUAGCUCCACUGAGGACGAGUAA